AAGCUGCGAGCAGGAGCACAAGUGGACUGAACAGAAUCAGAUUCGACCCUAGCGAAAAAAGACCAAUACGGCACAAAUCAUUGGCGUCGAGGAGUGCGCCGUCGCCGUCCCCCGUUGCGCGUUGGAUUACCAGGAGCGUGCCCUUUGGGGUUUUGUGAGCAACCGGCGCAGCAGCAUGUCGUCUCCCUCGCACAUCCCUCGGCAAGCGGCCGAAUGGAUCGCCCACUUCUAUUUCCCAAUGAGAAGGUACAACCCGGACUUUGUGGACCGGCUAGAAGAGAACCUCGGGAUCCUGAAAAUCAAGGAGCUCAAGCCGCUGCAGGCCCGGUUGUAUUCCAUGGAUGCGGUGCGGUCGGAAGGCGGAAUAGAAAAGUGCCGGCUUCUUUCCUCCGCGAAGAAACAGCAGCGAGUCGAUUUCAUUCGGAGGGCUUUCUUCCGAGACAGAGCUUGUGCGAUCGUCAACCACCGUCUGAUGGAAGACCUGCGGACCGAAAUGUCGAGGUCCACGGACACUCUCUCGGCAGCUGCCAACCCCUGUGGCGCGAACGGGUAUGCAUCGGCAGCUUCUGCCGCGCACGAUCCCUACGCUACUGCGAGGAGUCCCUCCGGGAGCCGAAAGAGACCAAACCACCAGAUAUCGUCGCAGGCUUCGGCAGCGUUGCUUCGGCUUCAGCAAUAUCAACAGCAAAGACAACAACGACCGGGGGGUCUGCCACCGAACGCAACGGGUCCCAAUCCCGAAGCCGAGGGAGCCGACUUUUUUAGUUCCUUCGUGCACUUUGUUGGAGAUCGGCGGGGCGUGGCGGCAGUCCAAGGCAGCAGGGUCAAUACUAGCACCAGCAGCAACCCGAGCAGCAACCAUCCAAACAUCAACGUCGGUAGCAUUAACAAUAAUACCCACUGGGCAACGAGCACCAACAGCAUCAAUAAUAUCCAUCAAACAACAACAACAACAACAGGAAUGGCCGGUUCCCCGGCUCCCCCGGAUCCCGAAAGCCACCCCCAAACCCCAACCGAAUCGCUACUCCUGCCCCAGCUAAUGCAAAUGGGCUUUCAGAGGCAAGAAAUCCUGGACGGGAUACGACACCAGACGUCGUCGGCGACCGGCUCGAACGGUGGGCCCGUUACCGUCGACAGUGUCAUGGUCCACCUCGUGACCCAGCGCGAGGGAAUGGAGGAGGCCCGCAUGCUGGACGAGGCGCGGCUGGUCAGCGAGGACCAGAAGCAAGAAGACCGCGCGAGGCGGGAAGCGAGCCGGGAAACCGCCCUCGCGGAGGCCACCACCGGGGAGCAGCUGCUGAAAAUCUUUCCCGACUCGUGGGUCCUGGGAUUGCUGGUGGGGGAGGAGGUCUGCUCGUUCCUCCUGGGGGGCCAAGAGACCAGGAAGGAGCUGAUCGAAAUCCUCGAGCUCGAGGGAAAGUCGAGAAAGUGGUACGGGUGGAAACUACCGGCCGGGUAUUUCCAGAAGAUGGGAUCUGUUCUGCUCAACAGCGAGCUCCCGUCUGCCAGAAGCGGACACCACAACAAUGCGUUGUCGAAGGCGCGGGACACGGCAGAGACAAAGGGCAACUCUUGUGCCGCGGCAGAGGAAUCGUCCGUGAUCACCACCUAUUUGCGCAAGGAAACGCGCAAGCUCCGGUCCGGUCUCUACGAGCUGGAAGAACAGUGCAACGGGCAGCCAAAGAUCUUUCUCGACGAGCGACCGAAAGAAGAUUUGGGUGGGGGUGAGGUUGUGGUCAUCGACGACGACGACGACGACGACGAUUGAUUUAUGAAUUGGUUUGAAUGGAAAUAAAUUCCAUUGAAUAGAAGGAGUUUUGACGG
This is a messenger RNA of Pseudo-nitzschia multistriata, 1824 nucleotides long. The record is from the annotation of a GenBank genome assembly. Lineage: Eukaryota; Bacillariophyta; Bacillariophyceae; Bacillariales; Bacillariaceae.